AUGGAUAACCACGAUUGCUUUCUCACCCCGCUUCAGCAGAAAUUCCUGCAAAUUGUAUGUUUCAGCGCUCUUUUUCUCGUCUCAUCAUAUUUUCCAGCUUUCGGAUUUCAAUAAAGACCCGGAAUCGAUGCAUAUUCAAGAAGAAUGCGGUCAACUGGAUGUGCUCACCUCGUACUUUCGAAUGCUUUUGCUCGAGAAAGCACGUCUCUUGCAGUACGGACAGGCGAACUUUGCCAUCCAUCUCAUUGAUGAAGGUGCGUGCUUCAGAAGGCACUUUCUCAAAAAAAGCAAUUUCGCUUUCAGAAGUUGGCCGACUCUUCAUGGCUCCAAUCUCCAUGUCCGAUGUCGGAAUUCUCGAAAAAUGCGGUCGUCGAUUCGUCGGUUUGGGUGCAGCUUCCGUCGAUUCGGAGGACUCGAUGCAUUCUGGCGACGACGAAGUCACUCUGACAGAGAGCAUCCGGAUUCCUGUCGAGACGUACCCCACCUACAACUUCAUCGGCCGAAUCAUUGGUCCACGCGGAAUGACUGCGAAGCAACUCGAGAAAGACACCGGAUGCCGCAUCAUGAUUCGCGGAAACCAUUCCAACAAGACCUACGGACAUUCGUCGCUAAAAGGAGACGCAAGUCAAGAGUAAAUGAUUCAAUCCAGUGAAAACGGGUUGUUCUUUUUCGAAUUCCCUUGAACGUGCAAGCCCUUUGCCAAUCUCCUCGCCAUCAAACUUCUUGCAUAAAACUCGUUCACGGCCCAUUUAUCUUUUGCUCGUUUCAGCUCGAUUGACUUGCCACUCCGCGUCAUCAUCGAAACGAGCGGACCUCGUCGUGAAGCGACUGCUCGUAUCUCGGAAGCGCUCAACGUCGUCAACUCUCUUUUGAUCCCUCCACCAGAUGGUCGUGACGAGCUGAAACGCAGACAACUCGUUGAACUCGCCAUCAUGAACGGCACAUAUCGACACUCGUCCUCCUCGAAAACCGACCACAACUAA
Messenger RNA from Caenorhabditis sp. 36 PRJEB53466, 983 nucleotides. The record is from the annotation of a GenBank genome assembly. Lineage: Eukaryota; Metazoa; Nematoda; Chromadorea; Rhabditida; Rhabditidae.